Messenger RNA from Capronia coronata CBS 617.96, 687 nucleotides. RefSeq names its product endoplasmic reticulum vesicle protein 25. Gene Ontology annotation, cellular component: endoplasmic reticulum; COPII-coated ER to Golgi transport vesicle; Golgi apparatus. The record is from RefSeq and is a predicted model, not a curated record. The coding region runs from base 1 to 687 and encodes 228 amino acids. NCBI's taxonomy places the organism in Eukaryota, Fungi, Ascomycota, Eurotiomycetes, Chaetothyriales, Herpotrichiellaceae. The transcript has 3 exons. Gene Ontology annotation, biological process: intracellular protein transport; Golgi organization; endoplasmic reticulum to Golgi vesicle-mediated transport.
AUGAAGUCGUUCUUCAACCUGACCGUCCUUCUCUUCCUCCUACCCUUGUCCUAUGCCUUGAAAUUCGAACUCGUCGCGGCGCCAGGUCACAGUGCGAAGAACGAACGAUGCAUACGAAACUUUGUGACGAAGGAUACUCUGGUGGUGGUUACCGCCAUCGUUAGCGGAAGCAGAGGAGAUGGCCAGAUGGUCAACAUGCAUAUCAAAGACGCGGUCGGAAACGACUAUGGCCGGCCGAAAGACGUCGCCGGAGAAAAGAGAAUGGCCUUUACCAGUCUCGCAGACACGGCAUUCGAUGUGUGCUUCGAAAACACAUUGACUGGGCGAGCCAGCACACCCAAUCCUUCCCGGUUCGUCGAAUUGGACAUCGACAUUGGUGCAGAUGCCCGUGACUGGUCUGCGAUCCAGGCCUCGGAGAAGCUGAGGCCCGUCGAGACGGAGCUGAAGCGCAUAGGAGAGACGGUGAACGAAAUCGUGCAGGAGAUGGAAUAUCUGCGGAUACGGGAGCAGAAGCUGCGCGAUACUAAUGAGAGCACGAAUGAACGGGUCAAAUGGUUCGCGUUGGGCACGAUGGGCAUGCUGGUCGGGUUGGGGGCGUGGCAGGUCGUCUAUCUGAGGGCUUAUUUCAGGUAUGUGCUUCAAGAUUCUUUUCUCGGUCAUGGUGUGCAUCGGACUCUCGAUGUCUGA